AGUCCUGGACUAUAUAAGGUGCCUUCUCCCUUAGAAAAGCAUCAGCAACUUCAACUUCAACCUGUUCAGUGCAAAACUACUGCACCAGAGGAGAGAGAAAGCAGACGAGCAACAAUAAAGAAGCGAACUAUUUGAACCAUGAUCUCCACACUGCAGAAAACUGUUAAACCACUGUGGGCUGUCCGAGGGCUGCACAAGUCAGCAAUGGAAGUUUUGAAGCACCCAGCCCCGGAGGAAACAGUCACAUCCAGUUUUGGGAAGUUCAUCAGUGAAAUAAAACCUCAUCACUUGUCCCCCAAAGUCCUCCAUCGCAGCAAAAGGAUGGUGCUGGACAGCAUUGGGGUUGGUCUGAUUGGCAGCACUACAGAAGUGUUUGAACUGGCUCUGCAGCACUGCCAGCACAUGUACGCUCCUGAUGACAUCUGCUCUGUAUACGGACGCAAGGACACCAAACUGUCCCCAACACUGGCAGCUUUUGUCAACGGAGUGGCGACUCACUCCAUGGACUUUGAUGAUACGUGGCACCCUGCCACUCAUCCAUCAGGAGCAGUCCUUCCUGCUGUGUUAGCACUGAGUGACAUGACGCCAUUUAACCACAAACCCAAUGGCCUGGACUUCCUGCUGGCUUUCAAUGUCGGUAUCGAGAUCCAGGGGCGACUGAUGAGGUUCUCUAAUGAGGCCCACAACAUCCCCAAACGGUUUCACCCUCCAAGCGUGGUCGGGACAAUGGGUAGUGCAGCUGCCUGUGCUCGCUUCUUGUCCUUGGAUGCCUCCCAGUGCAGUCAUGCCUUAGCCAUAGCUGCUUCUCUAUCUGGAGCCCCAAUGGCUAAUGCUGCCACUCAGUCGAAACCCCUCCACAUCGCCAAUGCCUCACGUUUGGGGCUAGAGGCAGCUCUACUGGCCUCCCGAGGUCUAGAGGCUAGUCCCCUCAUCCUAGAUGCUGUCGCGGGAGUGUCUGGCUUCAGUGCUUUUUAUGAAGACUAUGUGCCACAGCUUCUAGAAUCACCCAGUGAUGACGGCCAUGUGUUCCUGCUAGAAGAACAGGACAUGGGCUUCAAGCGCUUCCCUGCCCAUCUGGGGAUGCACUGGGUGGCAGAUGCCGCAGCUUCUCUCCAUAAGCUGCUUGUGGGGGUGGGCACUGGCACUGUCUCACCAGCUAACAUCAAGGACAUCCAGCUCAGAGUCCCCAAAUCAAAGUACAUCAACAGGCCUUUCCCUGAGUCUGAACAUGAGGCACGCCACUCCUUCCAGUUCAAUGCCUGCAGCGCUCUCCUUGAUGGAGAGGUGACUGUACAGUCCUUCACCCCUGCUGCCAUCAGCCGGCCCGAGCUGCUUGCUCUACUGAGCCGUGUUCGUUUGGAGCAUCCCGAUGACAAUCCGGCUAAUUUCAACAGCAUGUAUGGCGAAGUGCAGGUGACACUCGUUGGAGGAGACGUUCUGAAGGCUCGAUGUGACACCUUCUACGGCCACUGGCGCAACCCACUGACCAAUGAGAGCUUGACGAAGAAGUUCAGAAACAACGCAGGGGUGGUGCUUCCAUCAGAAAAGGUUGAGUUGUUGAUUGAUGUGGUGGAGGAGCUGGACAGAAUUGGGGACUGCGGAGUUCUUUUGUUACAGCUGCAAUAAAAACAACAUGCAGAAAAUAUUGUAAAUAAAGUAGUAAAAUAAAUUCUGCCAAACAAUCGACUCUCAAAUGAUGUAUUUAUCCGAACAAAAACUGAAGAAUAUCACUCAUCUGAAUCAUGCACUUUAUAAUUGUGCUGCAUGCAUACAAUUAUACCACAUGCCUCAUUACCAGUGCUGGAAAACAUUGAAAUUGAGCUGUGUGAUUUCAUAUUUAUCAAAUGUAUAUUGCUUAACUAUUUUGUUGUGGUUUUAUUUAAUGAAGAAAUCAAUAUCACAAGUUGCAUUUCUG
This is a messenger RNA of Solea senegalensis (Senegalese sole), 1915 nucleotides long. It is a transcript of the gene irg1l, whose product is annotated as immunoresponsive gene 1, like. The coding region runs from base 139 to 1626 and encodes 495 amino acids. Gene Ontology annotation, molecular function: lyase activity. The transcript has 6 exons. NCBI's taxonomy places the organism in Eukaryota, Metazoa, Chordata, Actinopteri, Pleuronectiformes, Soleidae. The record is from RefSeq and is a predicted model, not a curated record.